Chaetomium globosum CBS 148.51 is the source of this 1428-nucleotide messenger RNA. RefSeq lists its product as uncharacterized. The record is from RefSeq and is a predicted model, not a curated record. The coding region runs from base 1 to 1428 and encodes 475 amino acids. Gene Ontology annotation, cellular component: membrane. The transcript has 5 exons. Gene Ontology annotation, molecular function: transmembrane transporter activity. Gene Ontology annotation, biological process: transmembrane transport. Lineage: Eukaryota; Fungi; Ascomycota; Sordariomycetes; Sordariales; Chaetomiaceae.
AUGGGUCUCGGCUCUCGCUCUGUCCGCUCUUCUCCCAUAGCCUACUCGACAAGCAAGCCCAGAGUUGAGUUGCACCCAUCCUUACCACAACUCGACGCCGUCCAAGACUCGGUGGUUUCUGUUUCCACAAUCGCUCCCGUUAUGGCCGACGAGAAGAGGGAUUCCUUAUCGGGUUCCUCCAAGGCUGGAGCCCACCAUACCGAGACACCCGGUAGCGUGCAUCCCAUCCCCACGGGAUCAGUGAGAACCCCCAUGCAAGGCCAAAUACCUGACCACCCAGGUUCGACAUACAUAGAGAGACUGACUAAUCGACCCAGGAAUGGCCAGCCCAUACCACAAUUCGAUCCCAAGGCCGAGGCCAGGCUCCGCAGAAAGCUAGACCUGUAUAUUGUCCCGACCGUCUCACUGCUGUAUCUGUUCUGCUUCAUUGACAGAGCAAAUAUCGGGAAUGCGAAAAUUGCUGGCCUCGAGGCCGACCUGAACCUGAAAGGCUACGAUUACAAUGCGCUCCUAUCCGUCUUCUACAUCUCCUACAUCGUGUUCGAGAUCCCGUCGAAUAUCAUGUGCAAGUGGGUUGGGCCAGGCUGGUUUAUCCCGGCCAUCUCGCUCAUGUUUGGCAUCAUCUCCCUGGUUACCGCCUUCGUGGACAACUUUGCCCAGGCUGCCGGUGUCCGUUUCUUGCUCGGCGUCUUUGAGGCCGGUAUGAUGCCGGGUAUCGCCUAUUACCUCUCUCGCUGGUACCGCCGUUCCGAGCUCACCUUCCGCCUGUCACUCUACAUCGUCAUGGCGCCCAUGGCCGGUGCUUUUGGUGGCCUCUUGGGUAUCAUCACCAUCGGCCUGUCCGUCAUCAGCUUCUUGACCCUCACCGACCGGCCCGAAACUGCGAGGUGGCUCACGGCAGAGGAGAAGGAGCUGGCCAUCGCCCGCGUCCGGUCGGAGCGCGUGGCCACCACCGAGGUUCUCGACCGCAUGGACAGCAAGAAGCUCAUGCAGGGCAUCCUCAGCCCCGUCACGCUGUCGACGUCGUUCCUGUUCCUGCUCAACAACAUCACCGUCCAGGGGCUGGCCUUCUUCGCGCCCACCAUCGUGCGCACCAUCUACCCGGACAAGUCGACCGUCAUGCAGCAGCUGUUCACCGUACCCCCCUACGUCGUCGGCGGCUUUUUCACGCUUGCCCUGCCGCUGCUCAGCUGGUACCUGGACAAGCGCCAAAUCAUCAUGAUCCUGAGCACGCCGCUCGUCAUCGCCGGCUAUAGCAUAUUCCUGGGCACCACCAACCCCUCCGCCCGCUACGCCGCCACCUUCCUCCUGUCCAGCUCGCUGUUUGCCAUGGGCCCCCUGGCCAACUCUCAGGUCAGCGCCAACGUUGUUUCUGACACGGCUCGGUCUAGUGCGAUCGGGUUGAAUGCUCGACGCCGCGAACGCUAA